Penicillium verrucosum is the source of this 726-nucleotide messenger RNA. RefSeq lists its product as uncharacterized. The record is from RefSeq and is a predicted model, not a curated record. NCBI's taxonomy places the organism in Eukaryota, Fungi, Ascomycota, Eurotiomycetes, Eurotiales, Aspergillaceae. The transcript is spliced from 3 exons. Bases 1 to 726 code for a protein of 241 amino acids.
AUGAAGCUCAUCAUAGCUGGCGCGACCAGCCUAUUAGGCACCGAGAUCAUGAGACAAAGCUUGCAAAUCCGCGAAAUCACUCAGGUUGUUGCUUUGGCUCGCCAGACGGUGCACCUCGACGAAAGUAUCGACUCAUCAAAGGUGAGAACCUUUGUCAUUGACGAUUAUGGUCAAUACCCCGACGACGUGAAGGCGGAGUUUGCCGGGGCUGACGCUUGUAUUUGGACUGUGGCCCUCACACCCCUCCAAGCCGACUUUGACUUUACUGAGGUCAAGCGUGUAUGUCAGGACUGCACCAAGCUUGGUUUUGAGGCCAUGUACGAGGCUGGACCAGCGCGUCCCUUUCGCUUCAUAUACCUGAGUGCGGAGGGAACACCUCGAGACCCAACAAAGGAUCCAGUAAUCCUACCAGACUUCUUCAUUAUGCGGCGUAACACAGAGCUUAUGGUUCAAAGAUUUCCCACAGAAAAGGAAGGAGUCGAGGUUUGCAUCGCUCGGCCUGGUGUUAUUGCUAACUCCACAACUUGGUCAAGAGCCUUGGUGGUCAAUCUGUUUCGUAUCAUCAAUCGCUUUGGACGGACCCUUCCGAGUAUACAACGAAGUGAACUCGCUGCGGCAGUGCUAAACCAGGUCAUGGAUGGGUUCGAGAAGAAAACUCUCUUGAAUGCUGAUCUUGUUCGACUGGGCCGAAGGGAGCUGAAACUUCGCAGUACGCCUCGACUCUAA